This is a messenger RNA of Paralichthys olivaceus (Japanese flounder), 1129 nucleotides long. RefSeq names its product NOP16 nucleolar protein homolog (yeast) (gene nop16). Gene Ontology annotation, biological process: ribosomal large subunit biogenesis. Gene Ontology annotation, cellular component: nucleolus. The record is from RefSeq and is a predicted model, not a curated record. Lineage: Eukaryota; Metazoa; Chordata; Actinopteri; Pleuronectiformes; Paralichthyidae.
UCUGAGGUCGCGUGACCGGAAGUAAACCACGUGUUUCCUGCUGCAGCUUCACGUUGUUUCUUCAGCGUCAGAAAAUCAAACCGAGGAAAAGCGAGAAAAUCACCGAGACGCAAAGAUGCCGAAAGCGAAGCAGUCGAGCAAGAGGAAGAAGUUUGACUACAAUGCAAACCGGAAGAAGAUGAAGAAGAAGUUCAUCAAGAAAUACAACCCGACCAUAGACGAUCGACAGAUUCGAAAUGCGUGGGACGAUAAGAAGUCUGUGUCCAGGAACCUGCAGGACAUGGGUCUGGCCUUCGAUCCAAACCGCACGCUGCCCAUACAGAAGCCGAGCCUCCUCGGUGAAGACAGAGAGACCAAAGCUCCCAGCAACAUCGUCACCAAACCCUACGUCCUCAACCAACUGGAGGAGGAAGCGAAUCGUCCAGAGAAAAAUGUGAAGACGUUAUCGUCCGACCUGGUUGAGUACGUUCAGUACAUGAUCCGAGAACACAAGGACGACUACAAGGCGAUGGCCAGAGACGAGAAGAACUACUACCAGGACACGCCCAAACAGAUCAAGAGGAAAAUCAACGAGUACAAGCGCUGCCACUCGCAGCACUACGACGCCUUCAUCGCCUCGAUAGCUGCUCCACAGCCGAUGGCCCAGUAGGGGGCGUGUCCACCCUGUUCUGGACUUGAAAUCUUUCUCUGCAUGAGGACGAGACGGAAAUCAAACCGUGUCCGAGCGCAGACUGAACAUUCAGACUGAGGCAGAAUUCACAGACGGGGACGGUGGAGAAAAAGACGUUUCUCUGUCGUUCUGUUGCUUCCUGUGUUUUUAGUUUUUCUUCCUCUUUUCAGAAACAUUCUCUCAACUCCGUGAUCUGAAUGUUCAACUAUGUUUAACGUGUCAUCAGCUGAUUCCUCCUGCUCUCCUUGUUCUUUUUAUCAAAUAGUUACAGGACAGUUCGUACAGCACAGGAUGAGAUGUGAACAUUUCUGUGAUGAAAACUUCUCCAGAUAAAACAGAAAAUAUCAUUUCUAACAGUUGAACCAGGUUUGUGUGAAUGAAUUCUGAAAACAUCGCUGUUAAAAGAUUGUGUGUCAGAAAACUGACUCGACCCUAAUAUUAAACAAUAUUUUUACAAAA